Molecule: messenger RNA, 693 nt
Organism: Penaeus vannamei (Pacific white shrimp)
Lineage: Eukaryota; Metazoa; Arthropoda; Malacostraca; Decapoda; Penaeidae
Source: RefSeq, a predicted model, not a curated record
GUUUGAUGAUGGCCAUGAUGGUGUCUCGCAUGCCCGUCUUACAACACCUCUCCGCCCGUCAGUACGUGGCACUCUCUGUCACCAUCAUCGUCUCCGUCCUGGGAUCUAUUUCAGUAACCAUCGGCGGGAACGUGCUUUGGUCCCUCGAAAAGGCCAUUAAGUGGUGCGUGAAGAGGGAGUAUAUACACAUUGAUUCUACUCCAUUCUACUCCUUCUCUCGCUACUCCGGUGUCUCGCUCGGUCUCGGACUCGGUCUCUCCUCGUCCUGGUUCAAGAAAGCGGCCAAGUCGAGAUUCAGCACCAACAUGAUCGUGUCCCUCGCCGUCCUCAACUUCGUCACGAGUCAGAUUGGCGUCGUCGUGCACAAGUCCCUCUCGCCGGCCAUGUUUGGGUGGUAUGUGGCGGAAUUCACUCUCAACUGCACCGUGACCUUCAUGCUGGUGGCCGCCCUUCCGAAUUUCGUCAGGGUCGUGUACACUGCACGCGCGGGCGACAAGUACAAGAAGAAGUGAAGAGAUGGGCGGGUGUGGGCGUUUGGUGACUGUUUCGGGGGAGGGUUUUUUUGCGUGUUCGAAGUGCGAGAGUGUGGAGUGAGGACUUUGUUGUUGUUGUUCUUUCUUUUGUUCUUUCUCUUUAUCUUAUUUUUUUCUAUGUGUUUUUUUUCUUCCUUUUUCUUUUUUCACUUUUUUUUAA